Molecule: messenger RNA, 2509 nt
Organism: Lutra lutra (Eurasian river otter)
Lineage: Eukaryota; Metazoa; Chordata; Mammalia; Carnivora; Mustelidae
Gene: COL9A2
Product: collagen type IX alpha 2 chain
Exons: 30
Coding region: 104-2062 (652 amino acids)
Source: RefSeq, a predicted model, not a curated record
CCUGCCCCGCCAGAAAGCAGCCAGCGCCGCCGCUCCCGGAGCCUCUGCGGGCGGGUAAGAGCGUGGACCUGGGCACCCGUCCUCCGCGACCCUGCUGCCCGCCAUGGCCGCCGCGGCCGCCCCCCGCAGCCUCCUGCUGCUCCUCCAGGUGCUCGGGCUCGCCCUGGCGCAGAUGAGAGGUCCGCCCGGAGAACCGGGGCCCCCGGGCCCCCCAGGGCCGCCGGGAGUGCCUGGAUCUGACGGCAUCGACGGUGACAAGGGGCCCCCGGGGAAAGCUGGCCCUCCGGGACCUAAGGGAGAGCCUGGCAAAGCAGGGCCAGAUGGGCCCGACGGGAAGCCUGGGAUUGAUGGUCUAACUGGAGCCAAGGGGGAGCCUGGCCCCAUGGGGAUCCCUGGAGUCAAGGGCCAGCCCGGUCUCCCAGGUCCACCUGGUCUGCCAGGCCCUGGCUUUGCUGGACCUCCUGGGCCACCCGGACCUGUUGGCCUCCCAGGCGAGAUUGGAGUCACAGGCCCCAAGGGGGAUCCUGGACCAGAGGGGCCAUCGGGGCCCCCGGGGCCACCCGGCAAACCGGGCCGACCUGGAACCAUCCAGGGCCUGGAAGGCAGCGCGGAAUUCUUGUGUCCAACCAACUGUCCAGCGGGGGUGAAAGGCCCCCCAGGGCUGCAGGGAGUGAAGGGGCAUCCUGGCAAACGUGGGGUUCUGGGAGAUCCUGGCCGCCAGGGGAAGCCGGGUCCCAAAGGAGAUGCAGGUGCCUCUGGAGAGCAAGGCAUCCCUGGACCACCGGGUCCCCAGGGCAUCAGGGGCUACCCGGGCAUGGAGGGACCCAAAGGAGAGACGGGUCCUCGUGGGUACAAAGGCAUGGUGGGCUCCAUUGGUGCCUCUGGGUCACCUGGUGAGGAAGGUCCACGGGGGCCACCAGGCCGAGCAGGGGAGAAGGGCGAUGUGGGCAGCCAAGGUGUUCAAGGACCCCAGGGAAUAACAGGCCCAAAGGGAGCAACCGGCCCUCCAGGCAUCGACGGCAAGGACGGGACCCUAGGCACACCUGGCAUGAAGGGCAGUGCAGGACAGGCGGGGCGGCCAGGAAACCAAGGCCACCAGGGCCUAGCGGGUGUGCCAGGCCAGCCCGGGACAAAAGGAGGUCCAGGAGACAAGGGUGAACCAGGCCAGCAGGGCCUCCCUGGAUUCUCUGGUCCUCCUGGGAAGGAGGGAGAGCCAGGACCUCAAGGAGAAAUUGGACCCCGAGGCGUCAUAGGGCAGAAGGGUGACGAGGGUGAGAGAGGGCCUGUGGGGCAGCCAGGCCCUCAAGGACGGCAGGGACCCAAAGGGGAGCAAGGCCCCCCCGGAAUUCCAGGGCCCCAAGGCUUGCCAGGCAUCAAGGGAGACAAGGGCUCCCCAGGGAAGACCGGCCCCCGCGGCAGCGUGGGCGACCCGGGGGUGGCCGGCCUCCGGGGAGAGAAAGGCGAGAAGGGCGAGUCUGGCGAGCCGGGGCCCAAGGGACAGCAAGGAGUCCGCGGAGAACCCGGCUACCCGGGCCCCAGCGGGGAUGCGGGCGCCCCGGGGGUGCAGGGCUACCCCGGGCCCCCCGGCCCUCGAGGACUGGUUGGAGACCGAGGCCUGCCCGGACUGCCCGGGAGACAGGGAGUGGCGGAAAACGCGGAGAGAAGGGUGACCAGGGAGAGAUGGGACGUGGGCACCCUGGGAUGCCAGGGCCCCCGGGGAUUCCAGGACUCCCUGGCCGGCCCGGCCAGGCAAUCAACGGCAAGGAUGGAGCUCGAGGGUCCCCAGGGGCCACAGGAGAAGCAGGCCGGCCAGGCCUGCCAGGCCCCGUGGGGCUGCCAGGCUUCUGUGAGCCUGCAGCCUGCCUUGGAGCCUCAGCCUAUGCCUCUGCACGCCUCACGGAGCCUGGAUCCAUCAAAGGGCCAUGAGCUCGAGGCCAGGAUAGAGCCUGGUGGGCAUCCUGGGGGGAAAGGUCUGGGUUUCCUCUGGGUGGACAUGCAUCCCAGCCCUCAGACCAGGAAGCCACCUCCCCAGGACCUUCCAUCUUGGACCCUGGAGUUCUGAGAAAAAGGAAAUUCUAAAAUAUGGGGGAAGGAGAGGGCGGGCAUUGGAAUGAGAAGGUGAGGCCAACAGACAGGGCAAGUGUCACUGGAGAGUCCCAGCUCCAAAGAGAUGGGUGGCUUUCCUUCCCAGAGCCCAACUCAGAAGUUACCAAAACAAAUGUCUCCUUAAUCUUGCCAUCCUCCAGUGGCCAUCCUCUUUGGGGUGGGUAUACUGAGGUCUCUGAUGGUCCCUGAUCCCACCUCCUUCCCCUGGACUUGCUGGGUGACUGCUGGUGGGUGACUACCCUGAGGUUGCUGUCCUGAAGCCAGCCCCACUACUUCCUCCCUGCCUCCCUCCCAUCUGAGUAUUUAAACACCCAUCCCCCUUCUCUUUCUGGCAUGACCCCCUCCCACCCACCCACCCUGAGAUCCAUGCCGGCCUUUCUGUAAAUAAAAGCCCCUGACUUGG